Chelonoidis abingdonii (Abingdon island giant tortoise) is the source of this 3588-nucleotide messenger RNA. NCBI's taxonomy places the organism in Eukaryota, Metazoa, Chordata, Testudines, Testudinidae. The record is from RefSeq and is a predicted model, not a curated record.
CAUUUUAUGGACUUCUUUAGAUGCGUUUAUUAUGGCCUGCUUUGUGGAGAAGGGUUACCGCUUUGUUCUCAUCACACAUUUUCCUCUUUGUGUUUAUAAACUUUUCUUUUUGUUUUAUUUUUACUCAAGUUUGGAGAGAGCUUAUAAUGCCCUAGAGGAAGGUUUUAGGAAUUUUAAAUUCCAUCACUCAAGUGAAGGGCAAGGAAGGAUAGUCUUGUUAAAAUACUGGACUGAGAGAGAGGAUAUCUGAGUUUGGUCCCUACCUCUGCCUGAGAAGAUGUGUGUUCAAGCCUUGACUCUGCCACGGACUUCGUGUUCACAUGGGGAAAAUCACUUAGCACCUGAUUCUGCUGCACUUACAUUGAAGGUGAUGGAACUACCCACAGAAUGAGUCUGCAGAGUUCUUUGAAAUGCUGGAAAAAAUGCAGGCACCAAAACCUGAAGACCAGAGAACUGGAAGCCAGAAAAAUAAGGAAGAUUACAUCCCAUACCCCAGCAUUGAUGAGAUUUUAGAGAAAGGAAGCCCUUAUCCCUUGAUCAUUCUGCCCCAGUUUGGAGGGUACUGGAUUGAAGAUCCGGAAAAUCUCAGCACGCCUACCUCAUCGGAUAGCAGCAUCUCUGAAGAGGAAGAGGAAAACCUUAGCCCUAGCACGUAUGGGUAUAAAUUAGAGUGCAAAGCUGAAGCCAAGGCAUACAGAAAACACUUUCUAGGGAAGGAUCAUUUAAAUUUUUAUUGUACAGCCAGCAGCCUAGGGAAUCUGAUCCUUUCUAUUAAGUGUGAAGAGGCAGAUGGUACUGAAUAUUUACGGAUUAUACUCAGGUCCAAACUAAAAACAUUACAUGAAAGAAUUCCCCUGGCAGGACUUAGCAAGUUUCCUAGUAUCCCACAGAUUGCAAAGGCUUUCUGUGACGAUGCCUCCGGACUGAAAUUUAACCCAGUCCUGUACCCCAAGAGAAUAAAACAAGACAAAACAAAAGAAGCCAUAGUUGCUGGGAACAACUGUGCCUCUCCUGUAACAAUGAAUCUCCCCUUGGCAUCCCAGAUGAUAGUGUCUUAUGAUGAGCAUGAGCUUAAUAACACAUUUAAAUUUGGUGUGAUUUAUCAAAAGUUUAAACAGACUUUAGAGGAAGAAUUGUUUGGGAAUAAUGAAGAGAGCCCUGCUUUCAAGAACUUCUUGAGUUUGCUAGGGGAAACCAUAACACUCCAGGAUUUCAAAGGUUUUCGAGGGGGUCUGGAUGUAAUGCAUGGUCAGACUGGUACCGAGUCGGUGUACACGGUGUUCAGGGACAGAGAGAUUAUGUUUCAUGUCUCCACAAAGUUGCCUUUUACUGAAGGAGAUGCACAGCAGCUCCAGAGAAAGAGACACAUUGGUAACGACAUAGUGGCAAUUAUAUUUCAAGAAGAAAACACUCCAUUUGUCCCAGACAUGAUUGCCUCAAAUUUCCUGCAUGCAUACAUUGUUGUGCAAGUGGAGAGCCCUGAGACAGACAACGAAUCUUACAAGGUGUCGGUCACUGCCCGGGAAGACGUCCCUUCGUUUGGCCCUUCUCUGCCAAGCCCACCAGUAUUUCAAAAAAACACAGAGUUCAGGGAGUUCCUGCUUACCAAACUCAUCAAUGCUGAAAAUGCUUGCUGCAAAUCUGACAAGUUUGCAAAGCUGGAGGACCGGACACGAGCUGCAUUGCUGGACAAUCUCCACGAUGAGCUCCAUACGCACACACAGGCAAUGCUAGGGCUGGGGCCGGAGGAAGAUAAGCUUGAGAAUGGAGGUCAUGGAGGUUUCUUGGAAUCAUUUAAGAGAGCCAUUCGAGUCCGCAGCCAUUCAAUGGAAACCAUGGUGGGGAGUCAGAAGAAACAUCACAGUGGAGGGAUUCCAGGGAGCCUGAGUGGAGGAAUCACCCACAACAGUGGUGAAAUAACAAAGACCACUUUCUCACCUCCCGUAGCCGCAGCAACAGCCAAGAACCAGUCAAGGAGUCCUAUUAAGCGACGGUCGGGGUUGUUCCCCCGCCUACACACUGGAUCAGAAAGCCAAUCGGAAAGCAGGACGAGAUGUGACAGUGUCUCAGGAACACAGAAGACACCAGACGGGGGACAUUCUUCUCAAGACAUGAAAUCAGAAACCUCAUCUAACCCUAGCUCUCCUGAAAUAUGCCCCAACAAAGAAAGGCCAUUUAUUAAAUUGAAAGAGAAUGGAAGAUCAAACAUCUCACGCUCUUCAUCGAGUACCAGCAGCUUCGGUAGCACGGCAGGGGAGAGCGAAACCUUGGAAGAAUACGACAGCAUGGGCAGCCAGCCAUCCACAGCUUCGCCUUUCAAACAGGACGUGUUUGUCUACGGCUCUUCUCCCAGCAACGAGAAUCCAAGCAUGGCAGCUGCCGCUACACCGGUGAUCAUGAGCAGGAGUCCCACAGAUAUAAAGAGCAGAAACUCUCCGAGGUCCAAUCUAAAGUUUCGCUUCGAUAAGCUUAGCCAUGCCAGUUCCAGCACGAGUCACUAGCAGGCAACAGACAACAUGAACUUGUAAAAGUUUAUUUCUGUUAUAACAAAGGGAAAAAUUGUUCUCUUCCAACAUCAAAUGGGAAACCAUAUUAGCUACACUAAUAGCAACUGCCACGCUGCAUUGUGAAAUCUUCACCUAUUCAGCUGUACCUUUAAGUAAGUCGAGAAGAAACUGCCAUCUCGCAGUCAUUUCUGUAUUCUAACAAGAACCCAUCUUUUCAGAACGGUAAGCAAGUUGCUCGACUCCCAUUUUGUCUGACAAAACCCAUCCUUGCACUGCAGCAGGAGAUGCAUUUUCCACCAUGUACUUGAAGCAACUUCAUCCUCUCGCUUGGUACUCUGAAAUGCGUUAGCCUCGUGUGUACUGUAGUUAUUUGUCCUAAGAUGAGUGUCGUUCAUCUUGUAUAGCUUUCACUGGAAAAAGACAAUUCAAUAACAAAUCCUGUUUCCCACAGGCUUUUUCAUAUCGCAACUCCGUGUCUAUCAAUUUGAGCUAGCAUAUGAUUUUCCUUGUCCAGAAAGUAAGCAGGACAGACAUUCUCUGUCAUUUCAGGAUGUCGCUGUGCUUUAGUUACCUAAUGAAAAACAGCUUGCCAGUUUUUGUUUUUUAAGGGUGUGGGGAGCUUGUCAGGAGACAUGCACAAGCUCUUUCAACUAUAUUUAUUUGACUCUCAGCUUGGACAGGAGGGAUUUCCUCUUCCUCCUCCUCACUUUGCUCUGAUUCAUUAGGGGAUUUUGGAGACAAGCAAGGGCAAAAAUCUGUGCUGCUGUAAAUCAGUAGAUAUUUGACUUCAGAGAGGGACCGUGGAUGUGGCCCCGUGCGUGAACUUGAGCAGUAACGUCUGUGGGCCUCUGUUCCCUUCCUCCUCGUUAGGGUAGGAACCGUCUCAGAUGAUGGGUCUGUUCAAUGGCAAGCACAAUAGGACCUUCAGGCACUCCCACACUAGAAAUAAUACUAAUGGAGGCUCUGCCAUUUUACAGUAGAGAAUUUGGUCCUCGCUUUUUAGGAGGGCAUAUGGACUGGAGAAUAGCCACUUGGCUGGAAUCUAUGCCCAGCAAGCAAAUUACAAGCUUUUAAGAAGCGG